UUAAUUUCUUUUCUAACAAAAUUCUACCACCAAAAGAAAACCACUGCUUUUUUGUAUUACUUUUUUCAAAUACUUGACUACAUCAUCACUUCUUUAAAAAUAAAAAAACAAAUCUACUACCAAAAAAUCAAAAAAAUAGAAAUAAAUUAAUUUUAAACAGCCGAAAUAAAAAACAAUAAAAUCAAACAUGUAUUCAGCCGUACGAACACACGAUUACGAGUAUCCCGAAUCCGAAAUGGAUGAUCGCGAAAGUUUAUAUUUUGAUACAAUAUCAUUAGCCGACUCUGAGGCGGCAGCAGCUGCUGCAGCCCAUCGCAAAUCUUUAUCACAAUCCCGCAAUACAAUUUAUCAUUCGGCCGUUGAUUUGGCGGGCGAUGAGACACCCUCGCGCAGAACGGGUAGCAUGCGUGAAAAUGGCCAUAAAGCAAGAUCAUCAUGGAAUCCAAAUUACAGACACUCAACUCCCUUAGAUCAAUAUUUGCCACCUAACAUGAAUGGCAUGGUUGGUGGGGUAGCUGGUGGGGGUCUAGGUGGUGGUGGUGUUGGUGGUGGUGGAGGAGGAGGUAUGGUUGGUGACUACACAGAUGCUGUUUUGGCUGCACAGGUAAUGGCUCUACAGAAUGGUCGUGCUAAUUAUAGUGCUGGUAAUGGUGCCGGUGAAACAUCACUACAAAUGGCCAAUGAUAUGGAGGUCUCUAGGCGUCUCUUACAGAAUAGUACACAAACUAGUAAAGAUAAGAAAUUGCCAAUUACGUACUCCCAGUGGAAAUUUAGGACAAGACGACGCUUCCAAGAUGGCCAACGUAUUGUUGAUUUUGUUUUGGCCUUUAGUGGUUCCGAUCACAAGCUGGAUAAUAUUAAGAAACGUGAGAUAUUCGAGGCAAAUUUAGAAAGAGAAGGUCUUCACCUGGAACGUGAUAAUACUCAACGUAUACAUUUCAUUAAGAUACAUGCCCCCCAUGAAGUGUUGUGUCGUUAUGCUGAAAUUCUUAGAAUUAAAUUGCCCAUGAAAAAGAUACCCGGUCAAGAUCAAAUCUAUGAUGAUGAAUUUGAAGUGAGUGAUAGUAUAAGAUCCUGCUGUGCUAGAAUAUUUAAAUCUGUCCAAUUGAAUCCUGAGAAAUUUCCACCUAAACCAAAACGUAUUUAUUUUGAAUUUCAACGUAACUAUGAGCAUUUAUUCGAUUUCGAACAACCAAAUUUCUUUGAUGCGGGUACCCGAAAUUAUAUUAUUAAUUUUAUAUUGGAGCGGCAAAAUUUCGUAGAAGGCGAAGAGACACCCGAUAAUUUAGGCAUAGAGAAAUUAUUAGCCGAUGGUGUUUAUGAGUCUGCAUACACAUUACAUGAUGAUACCGAUCGUGAUUUAUUGUUAAGCGAGUGGGCCAAUUUAAAGAAAUGGAAACAUUUACAACCUUUGGAUAGUAUAAAAGAGUAUUUUGGUGCGAAGGUGGCAUUAUAUUUUGCCUGGUUGGGUUUUUAUACACACAUGCUGAUACCGGUUAGUGUAAUUGGAAUAUUAUUUUUUAUAUACGGUUUUGUAACAUGGAACUCAGAUCCUAUAAGUCGAGAAAUUUGUAAUGACAACAAUGCAACCUUAAUGUGUCCUCAAUGUGAUCGUCGAUGUGAUUAUUGGCAGUUGCAGGCCACCUGCAAUUCAUCCAAAAUGAAUUAUUUAAUAGACAACAAUGUAACAGUGGUAUUUGCUUUUAUCAUGUCGAUAUGGGCUGUUUUAUAUCUCGAACUGUGGAAACGUUAUUCUGCUAGACUGAUACACAAAUGGGGUCUUACCGGCUACACUCAAGAUGUAGAGCAUCCAAGACCACAAUAUUUAGCAAAAAUACGUAGAAAUAAAAAAUUGGCCGAGAAACUGGAGCAUGCCAAUGAGAAUAAUGUGUUUGAGCCAGAUGUGCCUUUUUGGACCACAAAGUUCCUGCCCAGUUUCACCAGCUACAGCAUCAUGGUUUUAUUUAUAUGCAUAUCAAUAAUUGGCAUCUUUUCCAUGGUGGUCUAUCGCAUGGCCCAGCGUGCCUCACACAGCAUCUUUGGCAAUGAGGAUUCCAUGACCUAUAAAAUUAUGUUCUUACCCAUGACGGCUGGUGUUAUAGAUCUCAUACUCAUUUCCAUACUCGACUAUGUUUAUGGUUCCUUGGCGGUAACGCUCACCAAUUGGGAGUAUUGUCGCACUAAAACCGAAUACGAUGAAAGUUUAACCAUUAAAAACUAUGUCUUUCAAUUUGUAAAUUACUAUUCGUCACUCUUCUAUAUUGCUUUUCUGAAGGGCAAGUUUGUGGGUUAUCCUGCUAAAUAUAAUCGUAUUUUGGGUUUCCGUCAGGAGGAGUGCAACCCUGGGGGUUGCCUGAUGGAGCUGUGCAUGCAAUUGGUCAUUAUUAUGGUGGGUAAACAGGCUGUGAAUGCAAUUGUGGAAAUGUUGAUUCCAUAUUUGACCAAGACUAUUAGGAAAUUCGGUGCUCGUUGUGGUAUGCGCAAAAAGACCAGUGAAGAGAAAUUGGUAUCGUGCAAUCAAUGGACGGAAGAUUAUCAUUUGAUACCGUGGACGAAUAACUCAAUGUUUUCAGAGUAUUUGGAAAUGGUCCUGCAGUUCGGCUUCAUCACCCUAUUUGGUUUAGCCUUCCCACUGGCCCCUCUGCUAGCCCUAAUCAAUAACAUCUUUGAAGUACGUUUGGAUGCCAUAAAAAUGUUGAAAUUUAUACGAAGACCCAUAGCUCAAAGGGCAAAUGAUAUCGGUGUUUGGAUGGGUAUUAUGACGGUGGUAACAAAAAUUGCCGUAGCAUCAUGUGCCAUGAUUAUUGCCUUCUCAACAAAUCUUAUACCAAAACUAGUCUACAAAACUGCCACACAUGAUGAAACGCUAGAGGGCUAUCUGAACUUUACCUUGGCCUACUUCAAUACCAAAGACUUUCAAAUACAACCGAUAUUGGUGGGUUCACCCUAUACGAAUGUGACCUCGUGUCGUUAUACAGAGUUCAGAAAUCCACCCUGGGAUGAUAAUCCCUAUAAAAGGCCCAUGAUCUAUUGGAAAAUUUUAACAGCCAGAUUGGCUUUUAUUGUGGUAUUUCAGAAUAUAAUUGGUGUUUUACAAACUGUCAUAGCCUGGGCCAUACCCGAUGUCUCGGGUAAACUCUUGAAACGUAUUAAGCGUGAGAACUUCCUAUUGCGUGAGCAUAUCAUUGAGUACGAAAAGGUGAUGGCCCAGAAAGCAGCUGCCAAAAAACUUGUAGAUAAAGCACAUACAGUGGCUUCCAAUAUAAUAAAAGGUGUCAAUAAUGCUUUGAAUAAUAAUGGAUUUUCGGAUCCCAUCGAGGAAGAGGAGGACGAGGGAGUUCAGUUACGUAAACGUAAUGCCAAUGCCAAUCCCAAUGCAAGUGAGCAUGAUCUAGAUCAUGAUCACAUAACACCAGUGUAGUUUUAGUUUUAGAUGCUAUAGUUGUUAAGUCACAAAAUCAGUUAAUUUUAAUUUCAUAUUAUUUCAUUUAAAUAAUUUAACGUAAUUUAUUUUGUAAAGCCAACUAAAAGUGUUGUAAGCGUAACAUAUUCUAAAUGUUUAUUUUUUUAUUUUAAUUUGUUUAAUAUCUAAGUUUUUACAGUUUAAUUAAAUAUUUAUUUUGUAUAUAAUUUUAAGUAUGUACUUAAAGUACUAAAAGCUAACGAAAUUAUAACACAAAUUGUUAUUUUAAAAAUAUUAAAAGAAAAUGUUAAAUACACAUAAAUACAUGAA
Messenger RNA from Calliphora vicina (urban bluebottle blowfly), 3733 nucleotides. RefSeq names its product anoctamin-2. NCBI's taxonomy places the organism in Eukaryota, Metazoa, Arthropoda, Insecta, Diptera, Calliphoridae. The record is from RefSeq and is a predicted model, not a curated record. Gene Ontology annotation, biological process: chloride transmembrane transport. Gene Ontology annotation, molecular function: protein dimerization activity; chloride channel activity. Gene Ontology annotation, cellular component: plasma membrane. The transcript is spliced from 12 exons. The coding region runs from base 188 to 3421 and encodes 1077 amino acids.